GCAGAGAGAAAGAUGGCGCCCACGCACGUACUGAGAUGCUGUCAACGGGGUUUAGCGUGGAUACCUGUGAUCUUUAUCGCCCUGGUCGUCUGCUGGUCCUACUACGCGUAUGUGGUGGAGCUGUGUGUAUUCACCAUUCCAAGUAUAGCAGAGCAGAUUGCAUACCUGAUCUUCUUCCACCUCUCCUUCGUCAUGUUUGUUUGGUCUUACUGGAAGACCAUCUUCACCAGGCCUGCCAACCCCUCCAAAGAGUUUUGCCUGGCCAAGGCUGAGAAGGAGCGUUAUGAGAAGGAGGAGAGGCCGGAGUCCCAGCAGGAGAUCCUGUGGAGAGCUGCCACCAACUUGCCUCUGUACACCCGUACCGGUGCCGGAGCAAUCCGAUACUGUGAUCGGUGUCAAGUCAUCAAGCCGGACCGGUGUCAUCAUUGCUCCGCAUGUGACAUGUGUGUGCUGAAGAUGGACCACCACUGUCCCUGGGUGAACAACUGUGUCGGUUUCUCCAACUACAAGUUCUUCAUCCUUUUCCUGGCCUACUCGCUGGUGUACUGUUUGUUCAUUUCAUCCACGGUUCUGCAGUAUUUCAUAAAGUUCUGGACACUUUGCCGAAGGAAAUCAGCAGAGAACUGCCCAAAGAACGAGCUGCCAGACACUCACGCCAAAUUCCACGUCUUGUUUCUUUUUUUCGUGGCGGCCAUGUUCUGCAUCAGUAUUUUAUCCCUCUUCAGCUACCACCUGUGGCUUGUAGGGAAGAACAGGUCCACUAUAGAGGCCUUCAGAGCACCAGUCUUCAGAACCGGCUCCGAUAAGAAUGGCUUCUCUCUGGGUUUCCGGAAGAAUAUCACUCAGGUGUUUGGAGACCAAAAGAAGUACUGGUUGCUGCCCAUCUUCACCAGUCAAGGAGAUGGUCUCACGUUCCCCACCCGGCUGGUCACCGCUGAUGCAGAGCAGGCCACAGUCACGCUGCACCAAGAACCCUAUAAAAGCACGGGUGAGGUCCCCGUGAGCCCGCUCAGCGAGUCCCAGAAUCGACUUUUGAGCAACGAGCAGCAUGCAAACAACACCGCAGACCACAUUGCUGAUAACACCCUCAAAUCAGCUGAAAGUGAAACUGUUACAAUCUCCAUGGAGAGCGAGUCCUAACCAGGAGAAAUGCCUCACUCAUCUAAUACAAUUGCCUUAAAUGACGCAUUUUGUUUCAUCACCUCAGCAACAGUUCCCUGUGCGACCACAUCCCCACAGACCUGCUCACAGUAGCUAUGGAAAUCAUGUGGAAGUCUACUGGCAUCAUGGCACAGUAAUGUUUUGGUUUCCUUUCCCUGCAUUUUUGCAUGCAGAGUCAUAAGCACAUCUCUCACUUUAACCCAUAACAAAUGUAAAACAUGCUCUCCCCUACACACAAGCACACACACACACACACACACAGCUAUAUACAUAUUUGCCUGUCCUGCAUUUUCUUCUCACAAGUGGAGUGUUUGAUAAUGAAGAACAUUUGAAAGUUCUGGAGGGACUCGAGAGAUACACUCUGGGUUUUAAUGAGACAACUUUUAGUGCCAACCUCCUCCUGGGUGCACCAUGACUUAUUUUGCAGGAAAAAAAAAAAAAAAGCUGCAGUGAGGCAUGGGGGCGAUAAACUGAUGCAGAGCAGUGGGUUUCUUUUCAAAUUUUUUAAAGUGGCAGCACAUGCAGUGGCGAUGGAUUUCCCCAUGUGACCUUUCUGUGUGUCUUAUUUUGAACCGAUAAUGUUGCAACAUCUAUGGUUUGCACCACUUGAGAUGGAUGUUUACCACCAAAGUCCUGGACUGUCUUCUGGAGGACUCAGCCGCGUGGUUCAGUGGACUGUACCACCGCUGUAGUUUUUUUUUGGGUGGCGAUUUGGAUAUCAGAGCACAAGAUGGCGCAUUUGCACUUUGUUUAUUUAGUUGUUUUUUUUAUUUUAUUUUUUACUUUCUCUCUCAACUUUUUUUUUAUAUAAUCAAAGGCAGACAGUGAUUUCUAGUGUAUUUUGUGUGCGUUUUGUAUUUGUGUGAGAGAGACAAAAAUGUGUGCAACAAGUCAAGAGGGAAUCAUUUAUUUUUCUUUUUUUUAAACACAAAAGAAGCAACUAAAACGUAAAAGACUAAAAAAAACAAAAACAGCUUUACGUGUCUUUGUGGCCAACUGGUUUUAACACAUGCUGCUUAGGAAUGGACAGUUAAACCCGGGAGAUACUUCACACGGUGCAAUGUUCAGUGUCCUCCUCUACCUGUUCUUUUAGAGUCGGAUGAGUGAUGUCCACUGCCCAUUUUUAUAAAGCUCAAUGCUUCAGCCUUCACCGAGAUACCAACACUAGUUGCCAAAAAAAAAGGGCUGUUAUGUAUCAGGAGCUUUGACAUCUGAAGCUGAAGUGUAUGCAGCAUCGUAGCUUUAUCGUAAACUCACUGGCUAGUAUCAUCAACCAAACUGUGUUCAGCAGUGGCAGGAUUGGUGCAGGAUUUCUUUUGUUGUUUUUUUUUUAUUCAUUUAUUUUAAUUUUUUUUGAAUAUCUGGCCUUACCUGCUGCGGGCUAUGAUGUCUUCGCAAUACCAGUGAUGUACCGGCAGGUGGCGACAACACUCGCGUUAUCAGUUUCCACUCUGCUGAAGCGUGAAAGCGCUCACUUCACUUUCAGGCUCAUUUAAAGGUGCAGAUUUCUCCUCUAUUAAUUAAGAUGUUUUCUGAAGAUGUCCUUAUUGUGCAUUACUUAUAUGUAAUAACUCAUCUAGGGGUUAAUCUCAAUAAUUUUGAGGCCUCAACCACUUUCUGCUUCUCUCAUGUUUGUGUUAUCCUGAACCAUCUCAGUGUUGUGAAUUGUAGAAAGAGCCUGACCUUGCGUAGAAGUUUGUCGAUGAAUUGUCUUGUCGGUGUAGAGCAUCUCAUAUGUGAUCCAGACUUCGUAAAGGAGGACUUUCACAAGUUUUCAGUGCUAAACCAAACUAUAGUUGUGAGUUUCAUCCUUUUUGCAGGAAUGUGGGGGGUUUCUUUCCUCCUUUCUCUGAAGCUUCUUGUUUUUCCAGUGAAAGUUGACACAUGCAGUUACUGAUGUCACAAGCCGAACUGUUGCUGGAAACCCCUCCCAGCAGACUGAGGUACAUGUUUACAGCUGUUUUCUAUUGUGUAGCGUAAGCCGGUGUAGUCGAGUGUUGCUUGGAAGUCGUGUGUCCCAGCGGUCCUGAACGCACCACAGGCAGGACUGUGAAGGUAUUUAAAUGGAGAAAAAAGAAUAAUAAAAAAAAAGAAGAAGCGGUGUUUAAAAUAAAAUAAAACAAAAACAGCCUACUCUUUGUACUUUACAUUUUUACCUUUUCCGAGUGUUUAUAUUUAUGCUUUCCAAACCAGUGAGCGGAGGGCAUUCGUUACUGUAUUAUCACACUGUGGUUGGAUCUCAGAGUAACAGAUUAAAAAACACUGUUGGAGAUCUCGGUCUCAAGCCAAGAUUACUUUCUGAUCGUAUUUUCAUCUCUUUCUUCACCGCGCACUAACACAUUUAGUGAUCUAAAAGGAAGAUAUUUUUGUAUUGCGUGUGGAGGACCCCCCCCCUUGACCCCUCGUCUUGUUUUACAGUCGCCUGAACUCACCUGAUACGGUUUGCGUGUGUUUUGAAACGCUUCGGUAAAUCUUUUUGUAAUAUUGUUGUAUUUGGAGGAAUCCUGUGCGGUCAUGAGGUUUUUACACGUCUGUGAACAUGCAAAACUGUUGGACUCUGGCUUAAAAGCAUGGCGCCUAACUAAUGUAAAAAAAAAAUGUGUGUAACCAUGAUAAUGGAGGUUGUGAUGUUAUAACAGAUGCUUUUGUUUUUGUACUGUUUUUUUUAUUUCUUCUUUUUAUUUCAUCUAUAGCAAGGUAUGUCUUCUUUCCAAUUAGCUUUACUGUCAACUGUAUACAUUUAAUAAAUGAAGCCAUAAAGACUCCUGUAAAAACGGAUGGAGGAUCUGAAAAUCUCAGUCUAAUUUCACUUUUUUUUUUUUUUUUUUAAUACAAAUAUAUUGUGACUGAUGACUUGCUACACCUGUGUUUGCAGUGCAGGUUGUAGCCAGUUAUAACUUAUUGCUACUUUUUGAUUUCUUUUUGUUACAGACUUAUUUUACAACGUCUCUCUGUGCGUGUAUAUACAGUAUAUUGAUGAUGUAAGAAAAAGACAACAUAUCUAUUUUUCUUGUAUGAUUAAUUUUAAUGUUCCUAUUUUGUGAAUGAAGUAAUGCUUCUAUACAAUUAAUGGGAAAAUAACAAUAAAAUUUGUUUUUAACCA
Molecule: messenger RNA, 4264 nt
Organism: Cololabis saira (Pacific saury)
Lineage: Eukaryota; Metazoa; Chordata; Actinopteri; Beloniformes; Belonidae
Product: palmitoyltransferase ZDHHC20-B-like
Exons: 14
Coding region: 13-1140 (375 amino acids)
Biological process (GO): protein targeting to membrane; synaptic vesicle maturation; peptidyl-L-cysteine S-palmitoylation
Cellular component (GO): Golgi apparatus; endoplasmic reticulum
Molecular function (GO): protein-cysteine S-palmitoyltransferase activity
Source: RefSeq, a predicted model, not a curated record